AUGACCGAGCUCGAGAUCGUGCCGCCGGACCUGACGUGCGUCUGGCCAGAGCGGCUGUCGCAGUCCGCUCUCGAGACGGUGCGCCACCACCUGACCGCCUGGCAGCGGUGCCUGGGCGACGCGACUGAUAUCUGGUGGCGAAGCGGCGCACUGCUGCGGCUCGCGGACGAGCGCACGCUGCGCCCUUUCGACGUCGUGCUGGAGGCGGAGGCGGAGGGCGUCGGCAAGACGACGCUGGCUCGGCAGGCGUGCCGGCGCCUGGCGCAGCCGCCGCUCUGCGCCUUCGUCAGCGAGCUGGACUGCAGCAGCCUGCUCGGCAAGAAGCCGGAGGUGGUCGGCGAGCGCGUGGGUCGCCUCUUGCGUGAGGCCGAGCUUCGCCAGCCGGCGCUCGUCGUGCUCGACGCGCUCGACGAGGUACGUCAGUCGCGGCCAGACCCCGUGCCCUGGAGCCAGGUAGGCGGCCUGGAGGACGCGCGCCAACUGUUGGUGGACACUCUGCAGCGGCCGCUGCUUUACCCAGCGCUGUACGCGCGCGCCGGGCGCCACGUGCAGGCCCGCGCGCUGCUGUACGGGCCGCCCGGUUCCGGCAAGACGCUACUAGCGCGCGCGCUCGCGCACCAGGCCGACUCAACUUCUUUACAGGUUAAGGGCCCAGAGCUGCUGUCCAAAUACAUCGGCGCCAGCGAGCUAGCUGUCAGGGACCUGUUCGAAAGGGCAUCCCGCGCCAGUCCGUCGCUCAUCUUCUUCGACGAGUUCGAGUCGCUGGCGCCGCGGCGCGGCCACGACAGCACGGGCGUCACAGACCGCGUGGUGAACCAGCUGCUGACGCUGCUGGACGGCGCCGAGACGCCGGCGGGCGGUGGCCAGGUGGCGCUGCUGGCGGCCUCCUCGCGGCCGGACCUGCUCGACCCGGCACUGCUGCGGCCGGGCCGCGUCGGCCGCCUCGUCCGCUGCCGCAUGCCGGACCGCGCCGCGCGCGCCGACAUCCUGCGCGCCCUGACGGCCCGGCUGCGGCUGGCGGCGGACGUGCGCCUGCCGGCGCUGGCGGCGCGCGACGGACUGAGCGGCGCCGACCUGCGCGCGGCCGUGGCCGACGCGCACCUGCGCGCCGUGGCGGCAGAAGGGGGAGCGCCGCGUGCCUGGACGCAGGCAGGCGGGCCGCCGCUGGACGAGCGCGAGGCGCGCGCCGUGGACGAGCACCCGCUGCUGGCGACUGGCGGGGAUGCGGCGGCGGCGGCGGCGGGGGCGAGACCGGUGGAGGUGGUGGUGACGCAGGCACAUCUGCAGGCAGCGCUGGACACGCUGCGGCCGUCGCUCUCGGCCGCAGACCUGGCCAGGUACGACAGGAUCUACAGCCAGUUCGAGAGCGGCCGACUGACCGACGGUGCGUCGGCGGGCGGCGACGGCGACGGUGGCGGCGGCGCGGGCGCCCGGCAGCGGGUGUCUCUGGCCUGAGGAGGAGGCCUGAUGCCUGACGCCGUCCACCGCGCCAUCGCGGUGGUGAAGAGCUGACGACCGCCGGAGGGUGUUGUGCUGCGAUGUCGCGCAUGCGCCUGUGGGCGGUUUCAGUUCUGCUCGCUCUGUUCGCACAAGCCUGCCCUCACGAGCACGCCCUGCCUGUGGUUCGGUAUGCUAGCUCGGACGGCAUAUGGCUUGGUCGCACGCAUGUUUGUCGCCGCUCAGCUCCGCGUCUCGACCGUGUAAGCCGGUCGGCGGAUCGGCGAGACCCGAUCGGUCCGGCUUGGAUGCGAUUCGUGAUGCUCUGAUCGUGCAAUAACUGCCAUACUUAGCACUUGGUAUUGCUGUGUUCGCUGGAUAUAUCCGCUCGACGGUGAACCAUGUGA
Molecule: messenger RNA, 1844 nt
Organism: Pollicipes pollicipes
Lineage: Eukaryota; Metazoa; Arthropoda; Thecostraca; Pollicipedomorpha; Pollicipedidae
Product: peroxisome biosynthesis protein PAS1-like
Biological process (GO): protein import into peroxisome matrix
Cellular component (GO): cytosol; peroxisomal membrane
Molecular function (GO): ATP hydrolysis activity; ATP binding
Source: RefSeq, a predicted model, not a curated record